AUGUUCUGGUUGUCUUACGGUUUUGUGCUUCCAUCUGUAGGCGAAAGAUCUCUCGUGGUUGACCACGAAAACAUGCGGUUCCUCAAGGAUGGCAAGCCUUUUCAGUUCGUGGCCGGAGCCAUGCACUACUUCCGCAUACCACGCGCUUACUGGAAGGACAGGCUUCGCAAAGCACGCAUGGCCGGUAUCAACGCCGUGGACUUUUACGUCGAAUGGAGCAGCCACGAACCAGAGCCGCAGGAGUACAACUUCGCCGGCAUGUACGACGUCAUCGCGUUUCUUAACGAGGUCAAGAACGAGGGCCUGCUGGCCGUCCUGAGACCUGGACCUUACAUCUGCGCAGAGAGGGACAAUGGAGGCUUUCCAUACUGGCUGUUGAGACUGCAUCCCAAGAUGAUGUACCGUAGCAUGGACGUCAACUACCUGAACAUAACUGACAGGUGGCUCGACAAGCUGCUUCCAAUGCUGGUGCCGUACUUGUACAAGAACGGCGGUCCCAUCUUCGCUGUUCAGGUGGAGAACGAGUUCGGACACUACAAGCACUGUGACCCUAACUACAUGGACCACGUGCUCUCUAACCUGGAAAGACACUUCCACCAGGAUGUCAUCUACUUCCGCAACGACUUUCCGGAGGAGUACUACUACACGUGCGACAAGGUUCGCGACAUUUUGGUCGCCGGCAACUUCGACUACACCCAGGAAAUCAAAAAGAUGUUCGCUGUCAUGGACUGGGGGCAGGUCAGUCCCUGCCCGCGGUUUGUCGCUGAGUAUUACACUGGUUGGAUGGAUCACUGGACUUUCGAUCGUCCCAACAGGAGCAGCCUCGUGUUGGUUGACCGUUUCAAGGACCUUAUGAAGAUGGGGGCCUCCGUGACUCUCUACAUGUUUCACGGGGGCACCAACUUCGGCUUUAAAUCGGCCAUCAGCAUGGAUACUCCCAUAGUGACCAGUUACGAUUACGGUGCCCCCAUCGCCGAAGACGGCUCAUUGACGCCCAUGUACUAUAAGCUCAGGGAUGUCAUCAAGGAGUUCCUCCCGCUACCCAGUGGUGAGCCUCCGGGACCCGCGAAGAAACUCAACUUUGGGUCUGUCAAGUUGAAUCACUACAAGGGGAUUCGAGACGUGUUGAACCACUUCAGCGAUAAGAACUGGCUCAACCGAAAGCACUCCAAGUAUCCGAUGACGUUCGAAGAAGUCGGACAGGACUACGGAUUUGUGAUGUACACAGCACAUGUGAAUGUGGAUACGAACGGCAAAGGAAAACUCAAGUUGCACGGACUCCGUGACAGAGCCCACGUUUUUGUGGGAAACACGAGGUACAUCUUCUACAGCUUCAAGCCGGUAGUUGCUCAGCCCAAAACGGAGGGCAAGAUAUCGGUAAAGAAAGGUGAUAAACUUGUUAUUCUUGUGGAGAACAUGGGAAGAGAUCAAGUUGGUAACCGUAACCAUGACCGCAAGGGAUUGCAGAACGUCACGCUCAACGACAAGCACAUAACAGAGUGGACCAUGGAAGUGGUCCCACUGACCAGGAACCAGGACGUGACGCUGCUCAUGUCUAUCGUCAAUAGCGAGGGUGACGGCAAGCUACCGGGCUUCUUCGCCGGAAGUUUCAAGCUUCCGGACAAGCAGGAGCCCUUGGACACCUUCUUCGACCCCACGGGUUGGGGCAGGGGCAUCGUUUACGUGAACGGCAUCAACCUGGGUCGCUACUGGCCCAUGGCCGGCCCCCAGGUGCGCCUCUACCUUCCGGGUCCGUUCCUGAGAAAGCAUCCCGAGGAGAACAAGCUGUUGCUUUUCGAGGUGGACCGCGUGCCGGACGACAGGACCGUCAAGCUGGUCGACCAGCCUUGGCUGAAUGCCCCCGGAAAUUUGCCUUCGCCUUGAUUUUGUGUGGCUAUGAUAGUAAGCACUUUUGUCGCACGACAGGAGUCAGACAUGUUAGUCGGAAGGCUUUAUACCAACUUCAACCGCGUCCACUGGGAGUGAUACCAAGUGCGGUACGUUCAAGCUAAUGCGAAAGCAUAAGCAUGCAUGACCGGCAUGUGAAACGCAAACAGCGACAAGUGCAAGCAAUGGUAUAGUGGGCGCCAUUUAGGCAUCAGCAUGGACAUGCGCAACACACUGGUUCGACAGUACUGCACAUGUACAUGCUGACUUCUAAACGGUUCGCACUAUACCAUUGCUAAUGAUGUCCGCUGUUUGCGUUUCAUUGGACAUCGAUAGCUCCGGCGGCUAUCAAAAGAAACGCCAAUAUCGCGUCUGUCUUUAUCUGUCUUUCAGCAUGGUCCUAAGAGAAAGACUUUUGGUCUCGUUCUUGAAGAUAUUCCGGAUGGCUAUUGUUUCUUUGUUACCAGCCAGGCUACAACCGCUUGAAAAUAUAGGCGAACAGCAGAGUCGGCAGAUGUUGUUCUGUUUGCGUGUCUUUCCGUCGCAAUGAUACUUUUCGAUUGGUGUUACACGCCGCCUGUAAAAAUAAAGAAUAAAAAGAGUACCUGCACCCAAA
This is a messenger RNA of Rhipicephalus microplus (southern cattle tick), 2503 nucleotides long. Its product is annotated as beta-galactosidase. Gene Ontology annotation, biological process: carbohydrate metabolic process. Gene Ontology annotation, molecular function: beta-galactosidase activity. NCBI's taxonomy places the organism in Eukaryota, Metazoa, Arthropoda, Arachnida, Ixodida, Ixodidae. The record is from RefSeq and is a predicted model, not a curated record.